GGCCUUCCGGUAGAAGGGCGCGUGGGAGAGGAAGGUCACCACUCGGGACUCUUCCUCCUUGCUGCCCCAGAAAUGUCUUCACUAUCAGAAUAUGCCUUGCGCAUGACUCGUCUGAGUGCCCGGCUAUUUGGUGAAGUUGCCAAGCCUACUGAUUCCAAAUCCAUGAAAGUGGUGAAGCUGUUUAGUGAGCAGCCUUUGGCCAAGAGGAAGGAGACAUAUGACUGGUAUCCAAAUCACAACACUUAUUUUGCGCUCAUGGGGAUACUGCGUUUUUAUGGCCUCUACAGAGACGAGCAUCAGGACUUCAAGGAUGAGCAGAGACGUCUGAAGAAACUUCGUGGAAAGGGGAAACCAAAGAAAGGAGAAGGAAAAAGAGCAGCAAAAAAGAAAUAGUAUCUGUCAGUGCAGAGAGAAACUUCCUCCUCUGCAACUGAGAGCAGAAGCAAGAGUAUUUAUUCUCUUCCCCCAUGUUGGAUGACUGUAGGCUUUCUAAGCCGAAGAGCAUUUGGAGGAACACAAAUGCUCCGUGUUGAAGUCUGAUCCAGUUAAAGUGUGACUGGUUUCUUGAACACAUUCUAAUUCUGCAAAGUUAUUUUGGCCUUGGUUUUGUAAUCUGAGGUUUACCUCAUUCCCUAAAGAAAUGAAUGCAGCCCAGCCAGUGUGGCUCAGUGGUUGAGCAUUGACCCAGGAACCAAGAAGUCAUCGAUUGGAUUCCUGGUUGUAGGCUUAAUCCCCAGUGGGGGGCAUGCAGGAGGCAGCCGAUCAAUAAUGUUGUUCUCUCACUCAUGUUUCUCCCUCUCCCUUCCUCUCUCUCUAAAAAUCAAUAAAAACAUUUUUUAAAUGUAUAUAUAAAACAAGAAAUGAAU
Eptesicus fuscus (big brown bat) is the source of this 866-nucleotide messenger RNA. RefSeq names its product mitochondrial ribosomal protein S33 (gene MRPS33). The transcript has 3 exons. Gene Ontology annotation, cellular component: mitochondrion. The record is from RefSeq and is a predicted model, not a curated record. The coding region runs from base 73 to 393 and encodes 106 amino acids. Lineage: Eukaryota; Metazoa; Chordata; Mammalia; Chiroptera; Vespertilionidae.